Messenger RNA from Penicillium argentinense, 705 nucleotides. Its product is annotated as riboflavin synthase. The record is from RefSeq and is a predicted model, not a curated record. The coding region runs from base 1 to 705 and encodes 234 amino acids. The transcript has 3 exons. Lineage: Eukaryota; Fungi; Ascomycota; Eurotiomycetes; Eurotiales; Aspergillaceae. Gene Ontology annotation, biological process: riboflavin biosynthetic process. Gene Ontology annotation, molecular function: riboflavin synthase activity.
AUGUUUACUGGUCUUGUCGAAACGAUCGGGAGUGCCCGUCACGGCCCUGGAGCCCCUCGAUACCUCGCAGAGCGGGGCGGGGGUACGUCGCUCACCAUCUCCAACUGCGAAGAAAUCCUUUCCGACGCGCAUCUAGGUGAUAGCAUCGCUGUUAAUGGAACCUGCCUCACCGUCACCGAGUUCGACAAGACCUGGUUCAAGGUCGGCGUCGCGCCGGAGACGCUCCGACGCACAAAUCUCGGCUCUUUGACGACUGGCUCCAACGUGAACCUCGAACGCGCCGUGUCAGCUGAUACACGCAUGGGCGGACAUUUCGUGCAGGGACACGUCGAUACCGUUGCGCAAAUUCUGUCCGUCACCCCCGACGGCAACUCCCUGGUGUUCCGCCUGCAGCCGCGCGACAAGGACGUGCUUCGCUACGUUGUCGAGAAGGGCUAUGUUACCCUGGACGGUGCGAGCUUGACCGUGACCAAGGUUGUCGACGGCGAGGAUGGGUACUGGGAGGUGAUGCUCAUCGCUUACACCCAAGAGAAAGUGGUGACGGCCGGAAAGAAGGCUGGCGAGUUUGUCAAUGUUGAAAUUGACAUUGUGGGCAAGUAUGUCGAGAAGAGUGUCGCUGGUUACUUCGCUGGCACCGGUGGUGGUGAUUUCGCUAUUUUGGAGAAGAUGGUUUCUCGUCUUGUUGAUGAGAAGCUCAAGAAAUAG